UUGCCAUCUUUCUAACAGUUGUUCAUAAGAUGGACUUAACAUGGAACUCUUAAACGUAAUAACUCUCAGGUGAUGCAAUGACUUGCCAAAUCAAUAGCUUGGGAUGGUGAAGGCAGUAACAUGUCUGAUAUUGAUAACGAUUUGAUGUUUCAGAUUCUUUGCAGUUCUUUACUUAUGAGGUGUGUUCUUGUGUUUUCAGGUCUGUUGUUUUGUGUGCUCGUUACUGGUGUCAUAACGGAUGCUAUUAAGGAUGCUGUAAGUCGGCCUCGUCCUGGCUUCUUUUGGCGUUGUUUCCCUGAUGGUAGAGGGUUCUUUGACAAUGUCAAAAAGGAUGUUCUGUGUAUUGGAGAUAAAGACGUGGUCAAGGAGGGACACAAGAGCUUCCCCAACCCCAAACGUCUUGUUAGUUUUUAUCUUUUUGGGUCUGUUGUGCCAUGAGACAACUUAUCUAAUCGUGUAAUUCAAUGUCAUUAGGAUAAGGGUUCUCUGUAUUUUCAGGAAGAGGAAGAUGAGGUUUUCUGUUAUAUUAGUUGGCCUUUGUAUGUAAUUGCUUGCAGGGUUAGAGGCACGGAUGGGUUAAGGCACGGAUGGGAGUUGUAAUAUGUAUUGCAAGUUGAUGUAUAUUUUAGAUGAUAUAAGAAAUAAUAUAUGUUUUAUAAAAUGAAUGAAAUAUAAACUUUUAUUUA
Molecule: messenger RNA, 686 nt
Organism: Brassica oleracea var. oleracea
Lineage: Eukaryota; Viridiplantae; Streptophyta; Magnoliopsida; Brassicales; Brassicaceae
Product: lipid phosphate phosphatase 2-like
Exons: 2
Coding region: 121-438 (105 amino acids)
Biological process (GO): phospholipid metabolic process
Molecular function (GO): phosphatidate phosphatase activity
Source: RefSeq, a predicted model, not a curated record